Molecule: messenger RNA, 897 nt
Organism: Neoarius graeffei (lesser salmon catfish)
Lineage: Eukaryota; Metazoa; Chordata; Actinopteri; Siluriformes; Ariidae
Gene: hp
Product: haptoglobin
Exons: 4
Coding region: 1-897 (298 amino acids)
Biological process (GO): proteolysis
Molecular function (GO): serine-type endopeptidase activity
Source: RefSeq, a predicted model, not a curated record
AUGAAGUGGUUCUCUGUAGCUUUUUUCCUCUUUGGCUUGAUGAUCUGUCUAGCAGAGGCACGUGUGGUUGAUGGGAUAAAAGAGCACACUGCAACAGACACAAGUACAGCUCUGAGGACCAGGCGUAUGGUGGGGGGUCUCCUCACUCCCAGCCAUGUUCCCUGGCAGGCCUUGGUAUACCUCAGUGACAGCAAGCUGGAUGGAGGUAUCGGCGGAGGAGCUUUGAUUGCCCCUCAGUGGAUUCUGACUGCUGGCAGGAAUCUGUUUGUGAGGAAAACACAAAAAGAUACUAGGGGAAAAGAGCCCUUGAUCCCAAAAGUCUAUCUGGGUAUCGUCCAGCGUUCCAAAGCUAAUGCUACUACUGAAGUGGCAGUGGAGAAGGUGUUUCUACAUCCAGCUUUCCAGAAUGCCUCAGAUGUAGACAAUGACCUGGCACUAAUCCAGCUGAAAGAGCCGGUGAGCUUCAAUGACAAAAUUUUCCCCAUCCCUCUGCCUGAAAGAGGGGACAACCUGGAAGAGAACAAGGGACAGAGAGGCGUCAUUGCUGGUUGGGGCUGGGGGCCGCUUUUAACAUUCUCUGAAAGCCUCAAGUUCCUCUCCCUUCCAGUUAUCCAGAGUGACACAAAGGACAAUAAGAUUCGGACGACCCACACUGAAUUCCAGGAGAACGUUUGUUAUGGAGAUGCAGGUGGAGCUCUGGCUCUCCUUAACCCUGAUACGAAAAAAGUCUAUGCUGCUGGAAUCCUUUCCUAUGAUGAGGCGUGUACUAGAAAUGAGGAAACUGUCUUUAUAAGGAUCUCGGCAUACCUGCCAUGGAUCCACAGUGUGAUUAGUGGUGACUCAGACAGGUUUUCGUCUCUCCGUACUUCCAUCAUGAAUGAUUUGCUUUCAAAGUAA